GAUGAAGGUUAUAUAUGCUGGAGCAGGACAGGUGAUAUGGAUUUUCAGUUAUGGCUCUGUACAGAGUGAUCUGCGCACUGACUCUGCUGACUCUCCUGACCCCAGAAUCUCACUCACAGCUCAGCGACUGUGGUCAGCCUCCGCUCAACACCAGGAUUGUUGGGGGACAGGUGGCCCCCGUAGGCAGCUGGCCCUGGCAGGUCAGUCUGCACUCCUCUGGGAGUCACUUCUGUGGAGGAUCCCUCAUCAACAACAACUGGGUGCUGACGGCAGCUCACUGCGUAUCAAGCAUAAGAAACGUGGUUGUGUACCUGGGACGCCAGAGUCAAGAGGGAGUCAACAACAAUGAGGUGUCUCGGACGGUAGCAGAGUUCAUCGUUCAUCCCAACUACGUAGCACGUACGAGUGACAACGACAUCGCCCUCCUGAGGCUCUCCUCGCCCGUGACUUUCACCAACUUCAUCCUGCCCGUCUGCCUGGCAGCCUCCGGCAGCACCUUCUACAACGGCACUGACACCUGGGUCACCGGCUGGGGCACCAUUGGAAGUGGAGUGCCGCUUCCUUCACCACAAAACCUGAUGGAGGUGGAGGUGCCAGUUGUGGGGAACAGACAGUGUAACUGUGACUAUGGAGUGGGCACAAUCACUGACAACAUGAUGUGUGCCGGGUUACGAGCUGGAGGGAAGGACUCCUGUCAGGGCGACUCAGGCGGUCCGCUGGUGAGCAAGCAGGGUGGUCGCUGGAUCCAGGCGGGAAUCGUGAGUUUUGGAAUCGGCUGUGCUCAGCCUAAUUUCCCAGGAGUCUACGCCAGAGUGUCUCGGUAUCAGAGCUGGAUCGAAAGCAAUAUCAACAGCAACCAGCCGGGCUUCAUCACCUUCACAUCAACCGGGAUUGACGGGGACCUGAGCGUCACCUGUGCAGGCCUGCCGCCACCUCCAACCACCAUCCCUCCAACCACCACCAUGCCUCCAACAACCACACCCGAGCCUGUGGUCUGUGGCCAAGCCCCGCUGAAUUCACGCAUCCUGAAUGCAAGCUUAGUGGCGACGGCUGGUGUGUGGCCGUGGAUGGCGAGCCUACAGAAGAAUGGAAGUCAUGUGUGUGGUGGGACUCUGGUUUCCGUGGACUCUGUGCUGAGCAGCGCCAACUGCUUCUCAAGUUCACCCACGCCGUCUGAAUGGACCGUCGUGUUGGGCCGUUUGAAACAAAAUGGAUCAAAUCCCUUUGAGGUGACACUGAAUGUGAGAAAUAUCACACUGAGCAACCUCACUGGGUCCAAUGUGGCAGUGCUGCAUCUGGCAACCUCCCCCAACCUGACCAGCUACGUCCGGCCCAUCUGCCUGGACACGGGACGAACCUUCAGCGUGGGCACCACGUGCUGGGCUGCCGGCUGGAGCGCCGGCCGAGGAGGGGUGGAAGGAGUUCUGCAGGAGUUCCGGACCACGGUGUUAGACUGUGGGAACGCGUCGACAGCUGAGAGCAUUUGUACGGAGGAUUUUACCCUGGAGCAGGGUGACUCUGGCGGCCCGCUGAUGUGUAAGCAGGACGGCUCUUGGUUCCAGGCGGCGGUGUUAUCAGCUGACACCAACUCCACCAGUCAAACACGAGCAAGUACAGUGAAGGUCUUCACCAAACUGAGCCGCUUCGUUGGCUUCUUGAUUCAGACACUGGGCACGCUGUUAUCUCCAGGCUCCACCGCCACCACCACCAACAGCACCAACACCAACAACAGCACCAACACCACAACUGCCACCCCCCUGACCACCAGCGGGGUCGCUGUCACUCACCCUCCCCCCUUCUUCUUCCUCUUCCAUCUCCUCAUCCUCUCUGUGUGUCUCCAGCUUUUCUUGCCGGUCAGACCUCCGUAUCCUGAUCAGAUGCCCAAACCACCUCAGCUGAUUCCUUCUGAUGUGACGGAGCAGGACGGUCGGAGGAGAGUCGGAGACUUCAUGGCUCUGUACAGAGUGAUCGGUGUGCUGACUCUGCUGACUCUCCUGACACCAGAGUCUCAUGCACAGCUGGAUGUGUGCGGUCGGCCUCUGUUGAACACCAGGAUUGUGGGAGGAGCGGAGGCCCCUCCAGGUAACUGGCCCUGGCAGGCCAGUCUGCACAGAUCUGGGAUUCACAUCUGUGGAGGAUCCCUCAUUAACAAUGAAUGGGUGCUGACUGCUACCAGCUGCUUAAUCACCGGCACAAACAAUCUGGUUGUGUACCUCGGGCGCCAGAGUCAAGAGGGAUCCAACCCCAAUGAGGUGAAUCGGACCGUGACGGUUGUCAUCAAUCAUCCCAGCUACAACCCCAGUACUGGUAACAACGACCUCUCCCUCCUGAGGCUCUCCUCACCUGUGAAUUUCACCAACUUCAUCCUGCCCGUCUGCCUGGCAGCCUCAGGCAGCACCUUCCACAACGGCACUAGCACCUGGAUCACCGGCUGGGGAGACAUCGCAUUAGGAGUGCCUCUUCCUUCCCCACGAAACCUAACAGAGGUGGAGGUGCCGGUCGUGGGGAACGGACAGUGUAGCUGUGACUAUGGAGUGGGCUUAAUCACAGACAACAUGAUGUGUACCGGGUUGCGAGCUGGAGGGAGGGGCCCCUGCCAUGGCGAUGGAGGCGGUCCGCUGGUGAGCAAGCAGAACGGGACCUGGAUCCAGGCGGGAAUCGUGAGUUUUGGAAUAGGUUGUGCCCAGUCGAAUUUCCCAACAGUCUACACCAGAGUGUCCCAGUAUCAGAGCUGGAUCAGCAGUCAUAUCAGCAGCAACCAGCCGGGCUUCGUCACCUACAUCUCCCCUGGGGUUAACAGCGACCUCAUCCUCGCCUGUCCCAUCCUGAUACCCCCUCCAACCCUCCCUCCAGCACCUGCAGCAGAAAUCUGUGGUCUGCCUCCGCUCAACACCAGGAUCGUUGGAGGACAGGAGGCUCCAACGGGCAGCUGGCCCUGGCAGGCCGGGCUCUACAGAUUUGGGGUGUUCCUCUGUGGAGGAUCCCUCAUUAACGAUGAGUGGGUGCUGACCGCUGCUCACUGUGUGCGCAGCAACGCCACAACUGGUCUGGUUGUGUUUCUGGGUACCCAGAGUAUUUCAGUGUUAACCGCCAAUGAGCAGGCUCGGGCGGUAACACAGAUCAUCAUUCAUCCCAACUACAUUGCCCGGACUGGUGACAACGACAUCGCCCUCCUGAAGCUCUCCUCACCUGUGAAUUUCACCAACUUCAUCCUGCCCGUCUGCCUGGCAGCCUCCGGCAGCACCUUCUACAACGGCACAGACACCUGGGUCACCGGCUGGGGCACCAUUGAGUUUGGAGUGCUCCCUCCUCCCCCAUUCACCCUCAGGGAGGUGGAGGUGCCAGUUGUGGGGAACAGACAGUGUAACUGUGACUAUGGAGUGGGCGCAAUCACUGACAACAUGAUGUGUGCCGGGUUACGAGCUGGAGGGAAGGACUCCUGUCAGGGCGACUCAGGCGGUCCGCUGGUGCGCAAGCAGGGUGGUCGCUGGAUCCAGGCGGGAAUCGUGAGUUCUGGAAGUGAAUGUGGUAAGCCUAAUUUCCCAGGAGUGUAUACCCGAGUGUCCCAGUACCAGUCCUGGAUCAGCAGCCAUAUCAACAGCAACCAGCCGGGCUUCAUCAGCUUCAGGUCCAAUGGGACUGAUGGAGACCUGAGUGUCAGCUGUCCAGGCCUGCCGUCGCUCACAACCACCCCCUCUACAGCCAACCCGUCAGCCAACUCCUCUACAACCACGGCCCCAGCAUCCACACCCAGACCUGUGGUCUGUGGCCAAGCCCCGCUGAAUUCACGCAUCCUGAAUGCAAGCUCAGUGGCGACGGCUGGUGUGUGGCCGUGGAUGGCCAGCCUACAGAAGAAUGGAAGUCAUGUGUGUGGUGGGACUCUGGUUUCCAUGAACUCUGUGCUGAGCAGCGCCAACUGCUUCUCAAGUUCACCCACGUCGUCUGAAUGGACCGUCGUCUUGGGCCGUUUGAAACAAAAUGGAUCAAAUCCCUUUGAGGUGACACUGAAUGUGAGAAAUAUCACUCUGAGCAACCUCACUGGGUCCAAUGUGGCAGUGCUGCAUCUGGCAACCUCCCCCACCCUGACCAGCUACGUCCAGCCCAUCUGCCUGGACACGGGACGAACCUUCAGCGUGGGCACCACGUGCUGGGCUGCCGGCUGGAGCGCCGGCCGAGGAGGGGUGGAAGGAGUUCUGCAGGAGUUCCGGACCACGGUGUUAGACUGUGGGAACGCGUCGACAGCUGAGAGCAUUUGUACGGAGGAUUUUACCCUGGAGCAGGGUGACUCUGGCGGCCCGCUGAUGUGUAAGCAGGACGGCUCUUGGUUCCAGGCGGCGGUGUUAUCAGCUGACACCAACUCCACCAGUCAAACACGAGCAAGUACAGUGAAGGUCUUCACCAAACUGAGCCGCUUCGUUGGCUUCUUGAUUCAGACACUGGGCACGCUGUUAUCUCCAGCCUCUAACGGGACCACCAGCGGGGUCGCUGUCACUCACCCUCCCCCCUUCUUCUUCCUCUUCCAUCUCCUCGUCCUCUCUGUGUGUCUCCAGCUCUUCUUAUAGACACCUCCAACUUUAUCUGUACAUUGUGAUUUACAAAGCUGCAUUAACUAAUCUGUGAUUUGAUUCUGCUUCCAUAGUUGAGCACGAGCAGCAGAGUUGUGAAGUUAGUCCUUCAGUGUAUAUUUUCCUUCUAGUUUCCUGAAAUCCUGUUGGAGCUUUGAAUUUAGACAUUUCUCCAGUGUGAACUCACUACAGAUUCAAAACCUGAUUCGAAUGAAGGAUGUGUGUAAAUGGGACACAGCUGUUUGAAGUAAAGUCUCCUGAAGUAAAGGAGACAAACUGAGGAAGGUGAACAUGAUUAUAGAUGAUGAGCUGAUUAUCCAGGAGACUCCUGUGUUUCUGUUCACAGGAACAUUGGUUUUUUGGUUUAAAGGAAACUUUAAAAUGUAGAUUGACUUUGAAGGGCAGUAACCUCCAGCCCACUUCACUACUCUGUUACAGCAAUAAUUCAUGACUUGUCCUUUCUGUCUUUGACACAGAGACAAAAAGCAAUAAUCCAGUCUCUGUCCUCACAAGUUUGACUUUCUUUAUGUCCAAAGACGAGAUCCUGGACUCUAAAUGCUUCCAGUCUUAAAUGAAGGGUGUAAAAUAUGGGUGUACAAUGAAGAACUGUUUAAGCUGCACAGAACAGAUGUUGGUAUAUGUAGCCUGUACAUGUGUGUUUACUCUAAUACACAGCCUUCAUUUAUAGAGCUGCACUUGCAAAGCACCAAGGAAGACAGCAGCUACAUAAACUCCUGCUGUAGUUAAAACUAAUGCACUCCGAUACAACUGUCCUGUAAUAAAAGGUUUCAGGGUUCA
This is a messenger RNA of Toxotes jaculatrix (banded archerfish), 5363 nucleotides long. RefSeq names its product transmembrane protease serine 9-like. The transcript is spliced from 25 exons. The record is from RefSeq and is a predicted model, not a curated record. Gene Ontology annotation, molecular function: serine-type endopeptidase activity. The coding region runs from base 51 to 4562 and encodes 1503 amino acids. Gene Ontology annotation, biological process: proteolysis. Lineage: Eukaryota; Metazoa; Chordata; Actinopteri; Toxotidae.